AUGAAUGAUGGUCGUCGAACGAUAAUAUAUUUAUUAGAUGGUCGCAAACUGGAAAUAAUAAUUCAGCGGCGAUUGUUUACUAAUGAAUUAUUAAAUAUAAUCGCAAGUCAUGUUUCGUUAAAGGAACCUGAUAAGAAAUAUUUCGCACUGGCUUAUAUCGAUAAAUUGUUUUUUUUACAAUUAGCGGAAAAAUCGUUAACAUAUGGCAGUCAUUUUUAUGAAGUAAUUGAUAAAAGUGGUAUAUUAUGGACUUUGGCAAUUAAUAAUAAGGGAAUAUAUCAAUAUUCGCCGAAUAAUAUUUGUGAACCGAAAAAGGUUUAUAUUUUUGUGCUUUUUUUUUUACAAAAAUAUGAAAAAACACAUCGACGAACUGUAUUAUCGUCUUCGUUGUCAGUACAUAUUUUUACAUUUUUUUGUGAAACAACGUUGCUUUGUAAAACAAUUUGGUCAACGGCUAUUGAAUUACAUCAAUUUUAUUUGGAUCAGCGAACUAAUACAAGAUUAAAUAAAAUCAGUGGUGAUUGUAACAAGGAAAUGAAGAGGAGUAAUUAUAAAAUAAUGUAA
This is a messenger RNA of Dracunculus medinensis (Guinea worm), 564 nucleotides long. Lineage: Eukaryota; Metazoa; Nematoda; Chromadorea; Rhabditida; Dracunculidae. The record is from the annotation of a GenBank genome assembly.